AUGGAAAUUAUAUGCUCAAGAGAGGGACGAUGUAACACUCAGCAAACAGAGAAAAUUAAAUCAUUUGCAAGGCACAACAACAAAAGAUCCGAAAGAAAAAGAAAAUCAGUUGAUGAACAAUUCUUUUUCUUGAGAAGAAGUGACGACACAAAUACAGGUUAUUCAUUGCUCUUACACUCCUCUUCUUGUUGCAAUUGUCAAUGUGAAAGCCUUUUACUUUUUGUUGGUACAAUUGUCAAUGUGAAAAGUGUCAACAAUGUAUUUGAUAAAAUAUUUAUGGAGAUUGGAUCUAGUCAGUCUCAAAGUGGAUGUAAUGUGCUCAUAAAACUUGGGAUGGAAUUUGAUUCAGAUGAGCAUGCAUAUGAAUAUUACAAUAAAUACGCUGGUGUAAUUGGUUUUAGCGUAAGGAGAGAAUAUGCUAACAAAAAUAAAGUCCGAGGGUACGUGACUUCAAGAAAAUUGGUAUGUUAUAAAGAAGGUUAUAGAGAUAAACACAAACGAGAUACGAUGGUUCAAAAACAUAGAAAUGAAACUAGGACGGGGUGCUUAGCUCAUUUUAGUGUUAGUCGUCAAUCAAAUGGAAUGUUUCGCAUCACUUCAUUUGAAGAGAAACAUAAUCAUCCUCUUGUUCCUUCUUCUUUGGCUCAUAUGUUACCCUCACAAAGAAAGAUAAAAGUUGCUCAAGCAUAUGAAAUUGACUUAUUAGAUGAUUCAGGAAUAUGCCCUAAAGCUUCAUUUGAUUAUGCUGCUCGUCAAGUUGGAGGACAAUCUUUUCUAGGUUACACAAGGAGAGAUCAAAAGAAUUAUCUUCGGGAUAAAAGAAAAGAUAGUUUGAAACAUGGGGUGGCUCGUAGUUUGGUUGAUUAUUUUGAGAAACAAAUACUAGAAGAUCCUGCUUUUCGGUAUUCUUUAGAUCUAGAUGACGAUGGUUUGAUAACUAAUGUAUUAUGGGCUGAUGGAAAGAUGAUAAGAGAUUUUAAGAUUUAUGGAGAUGUUGUGUCCUUUGAUACAACAUAUAGAACAAAUAAAGAGUAUCGACCCUUGGCGUUGUUUGUUGGUUUAAAUAACCAUAGGGAAAUGGUUAUAUUUGGUGCAGCCCUUCUAUACGAAGAGUCAACUGAAUCAUUUGUAUGGCUUUUAAAUGCAUUCUUUAAGAUUAUGUCUGCGGAUAAACCACAAACAUUUUUCACUGAUCAAGAUCCCGCUAUAUCUGCUGCUAUAUCAUUUGUAAUGCCCAAAACAUAUCAUCGCCUUUGUGUAUGGCACUUGGAAAAGAAUGCAUUUAAACAUCUUAAUCAUAUCUUUAGAGCUAAUGAAUCAUUUCCAAGAGAUUUUAGCAAAUUGCUUUAUGAUUAUGAGUAUGAGGAGGAUUUUUUAAGUGCAUGGCAGGAAAUGCUUGAGAAAUAUGACCUUGAGGAUAAUAGUUGGUUGAAAAACACAUUUGUUGUAAGAGAGAAAUGGUCCAUGACAUACGGAAGACAUACAUUCUCAGCAGGUAUGCGAAGUACACAAUUAAGUGAGAGUUUUAAUGGAUCUUUAAGGGGAUAUUUAAAAUCUGAUUUGGAUAUUGUUCAAUUUUUUAAGCAUUUUCAAAGAUCAGUUGAUGAUAAGCGUGCCAAUGAGAAUAAGUCAAAUUUUGACAUGACUCAAAGAAUACCUAUUUUAAAGGUUAAACUUCCUUUAUUGAUUCAUGCUAGGGAAGUAUACACCCCAACUAUAUUUGAUAUGUUCCAAAAUGAAUGGGAAAGAUCACUACUGGUUUCCAUAAAGGACUCUUAUAGUGAAGGAGAAUUAUGUACCUAUAAUGUUAGCACUCUUGGAAGUGUUAAGGAGCAUGCUGUAACUGUUAAGCAAUCAGUAACUCAAGUUUCUUGCAGCUGCAAAUUGUUUGAAUUUUUGGGUAUACUAUGUAGACAUGCUUUAAAGAUUCUGGAUUUACUAAAUGUGAAGGAUAUGAUUCCGGUACAUUAUAUAUUAAAGCGGUGGACAAAAGAUGCUUCUAACAUGAACGAGGUAGAUAUCGAUCUAGUAGAAAAAGAUAGUGAUCCAAAAGUUGAAGUUACUGCAAGGUACAGACAUUUAUGCCAUACUUUUGUUCAAAUUUCAAGUGAAGCUUCAGAAUCCACAGAAGGGUAUGAAUUGGCCGCAAAAGGUGCGAAUGAGAUAAUUGCCAAGUUAAAGGAUAUCAAGAAGAGAAAUGAAUCGCCUGAAAAGUUGGCUCCAAGCAAGAGUAUUCAGAACGAACCGAGUGAAAUAAUAUUUAUUGACAACACAAAUGUCACAAAGGUGACCGGGUUAAAAAGAAAGGAACCAACUCGUCGCUCUAAUACUCGGCCAAAGAGUUUUACGGAAAAGUCCAAGAAGAAAGGUAGGACUUCGUUGCCAAAAUCUCUUCAAUGCCAAACUAAGCAGCAGUUAGAUCACCUUCCCUGUCUUCAAGUCCCAUGUACACCUUUAUCAGAUACAUCAAAUGAUAUGGGUGUGACAGAAGGAAGUUUUCCUCCAUUGUGCCCUCCACAGUUGUCUCAAGGGUCAUCUAAUGGAAGUUUGACUCAACUCUUAAGAGAUGUUUCAUUUCAUGAUUUAAACAAGUAUUCUCAACAUUGAUUAUGGCAAAUUCGUGAACGCAGAGGUUACAUGGUGAUCGUGUCCGGCAUAGUAGCUUGUUUCCGUUCAUAGGUUUUUUACUAGUGUGCAAUUGACAUUCGCCAAUGUGAAUUGAGCCUUUUUUUUUUUUUUCAUGUCAAGGUUGUAACCCACCUGUGGAUGUUGGAAUUUGUUUGUCCCUUAUAGAAGUAUGUUUUGAGUUUCCUCUUCUCAAUUCCAAUUUCCCUUAUAUCGAAGAACUGAACAAUCUUCAACUUUGGAACUACAAUAAAGUAAUGUUUUUUAUGCUUAUUUGGUUGUGCAACUGCAUUGAAUCAUUUGUUGCAUGAUAUUUACCCUGUUUUUUGGUAGCAAGAGAAAAGGCAAUUGCCAAUGUAAUCAAGACAAAUAUAUUUGGAAAGAGAAAGGUGCUUCGUGUGCUUGGAUUUCAUCAGCAAGACUAGUUUGGGAUUUUUAUUUCAUGGGAAUUCUGACUGCAAAUACAGUUGAAAUGAA
Molecule: messenger RNA, 3102 nt
Organism: Lycium barbarum (goji berry)
Lineage: Eukaryota; Viridiplantae; Streptophyta; Magnoliopsida; Solanales; Solanaceae
Product: protein FAR1-RELATED SEQUENCE 5-like
Exons: 4
Coding region: 1-2607 (868 amino acids)
Biological process (GO): regulation of DNA-templated transcription
Molecular function (GO): zinc ion binding
Source: RefSeq, a predicted model, not a curated record